Molecule: messenger RNA, 1481 nt
Organism: Melanotaenia boesemani (Boeseman's rainbowfish)
Lineage: Eukaryota; Metazoa; Chordata; Actinopteri; Atheriniformes; Melanotaeniidae
Gene: hoxa2b
Product: homeobox A2b
Exons: 2
Coding region: 173-1246 (357 amino acids)
Biological process (GO): regulation of DNA-templated transcription
Molecular function (GO): DNA-binding transcription factor activity, RNA polymerase II-specific; DNA binding
Source: RefSeq, a predicted model, not a curated record
GCACGGUCUAAUUCCAACCAUGCUCUCAUGAAAGCAAUACUUUAUGGCAUAGAGGUCUCCAAACGACUAUAACCGGUUAAGUAGUUUAUGAAAAUAAACUGCUUAUUAAUUUUUUAUUUCACCUGCCCCCCUCCCCUCUGAACCAUUGAGAUUUCAAGACAAGAAGAAGGAGAUGAAUUACGAAUUUGGGCGAGAAAGCGGUUUUAUCAACAGUCAGCCGUCGCUCGCUGAGUGCCUGACAUCAUUCACUAACCCUGUCGGGGAUGCAUUUCAAAGUUCAUCAAUCAAGAGCUCAGCGCUUUCACAGUCGACACUGAUUCCUCCUCCUUUUGAGCAAACCAUCCCCAGCCUGAGCCUGAGCGUCCACCCACGCCACAGCCGGCCAAAGCAAGCUCUGAAAGGCUGCAGCCCGCUGCAGGCAGUGUCUCUACCCCCGGAAUACCCGUGGAUGAAGGAGAAGAAAAGCAUCAAGAGGACUCAGUCUGCUACUGCUGCUUCUUCAGCUGCUGCUGCAACGACGACGACUGACGCCUCACCCCACUACUUCUCCCCCCAAGGUUCUCCUGAGACACCAGAGAGUGCUGUUGGCGGUGUAGGGGCAUCCAGGAGGCUGAGGACCGCGUACACCAACACUCAACUUCUGGAACUGGAGAAGGAGUUUCAUUUUAAUAAAUAUCUGUGCAGACCCAGGCGAGUGGAAAUAGCAGCGCUGUUGGAAUUAACAGAAAAGCAGGUGAAAGUGUGGUUUCAGAACAGACGGAUGAAACAUAAAAGACAGACCCACUGCAAGGAGAACCGGGACAGUGAGGGGAAAUACGCGUGCCUGGAUGACGGGCCAGAGGACGAGCUUGAGCAGGCGGCGGACAGCAGCGCAGCCGCGUCGUUAUUUCACAGGGAAAGGUAUUUUCACCAAAAUACCCUGACUUCACAACAUUGUCAGAAUGGACACAAUGGGGACAGCCAAAGCCUAACUUAUACCCCUUUGACCAGCAAUGAGAAAAAUCUGAAACAUUUUCCUAACCCGACACCCACUGCUCCAAUCUGCGUGUCAACAAUAGGCCAGGACAAUGAUGGCUCCUCCGGCCUGGACGCCUCUUUGCAGGAUUUCCAAGUUUUCUCCCCCUCGUCUUCUUUCUCACCGAGUUUGUCAGAUUCAACACAGAGUCCUCUGCCGUUGCCAUGCGAAACUUUCGACCUUUUUUCAGAAACGCUUACUACAAUGGACCUGCAAAAUCUCAGCUACUGAAAUAACACAUGUUUGAUCUUAUUCAGGCUGUUAUGGUCAGUAAUUACAGGGCAACGCGAAAUUUAGAGCUCUGACAAAUAAGGUAAGUUACGGCGGAAAAAAGACAAAACAAAACUACUCUUUUGUCUAUAUGCGGAUUUUAUUCCAACAGACUUCAAUGAGGACAGCAUCCAUUUAUUUUUAUAUGGAUUUCAACUGAGCAAAAUAUUUUUCUUGAAAUAAAACUUUACAUUAA